AUGAAAUGGAGUGGUCUGAGGAACCGCUAUUUGGUUAUCGGUGGGUCUGAAGUUGGAAGAGACUCACUGCAAAUGUAUGCAAAACAAAUCAACAGAAAGGGAACAACCGCAGAACAUCUGGAGUUAGAGGAAAGGUAUCUAGGCAAUAUUGAUGUCACCAAGUUGCUUGAGGAGGUCCCGGGGUGGCAAAACUCCGAUAAAGACCAUGAUGCAGAAGACAUAAAUCUGUCUGACCUCCUGGGUUCCUUUGAUGGCAAUGAUGAGCCUAUUGAGAGGAGAAAAUUGGUGUUACCCUUUAACUCAGGAAAAAGCACUUGCAAAAUUGAAGGCCUACACCAUCUAAUACAUAUACUACUGGGUCAAAAGUCAUUUCUGUUCAGGACAAAGGUGAGAGUGGCCUGGGGCUCUCAAAAGAAAAAGUUGAAGGCCUGGGCAGAGGUUACCCAUGUGAAAGCCGACGUCAAAGUCCACUCAGCCAUAUAUAAGAGAGCCUGGCAUGCAAUCAUAUCUCUUGGGAGCUGGGCAGAAAUAUUACAAAAAUAUCAAGAGCUCAAACCAGACCACCUCAAAACAUAA
Serpula lacrymans var. lacrymans S7.9 is the source of this 576-nucleotide messenger RNA. RefSeq lists its product as uncharacterized. The coding region runs from base 1 to 576 and encodes 191 amino acids. Lineage: Eukaryota; Fungi; Basidiomycota; Agaricomycetes; Boletales; Serpulaceae. The record is from RefSeq and is a predicted model, not a curated record. The transcript is spliced from 4 exons.